AAAAGCAAAUUUUCAUUCUCGCGUUCACGCCAGAAUGUAGUCCACGUCCGUCUGUUUGGUGUUGGAUCGCAGUCAUCGAAUAUAAAUUGGAAAAUUGUUUUCAAUCGACUUGUAAAGUGCUUUCCUUUAAUAUCCACGUGAGCUUCUAUUGAUUCGGAGUGCUUCUUUUACUACAACGCACAACAACAAUCCAGUAAACGCUUAGAAUUUCAGAUUGCAUUCAGCAAUCACAAGUUAGCAAAGUAGCAAAAAUGCGUUUGAUCGAUAAAGUCAGGGAGGUCGUCACGGUCCCCGUGUCGCCGAAGUAUCUCCGCAUCUCGACCAUUCUGAUUGCAAUUUACAAAGUGCUCAUCGCUCAUGUGCUGCUGUUCAUCAUGUUGCUGGGAUUGGCCCACGCAGAGGAGAUGAGUGCCAUCCUUGGGGCGGACAUUGCCGACCAGAAGGAGCGCGAGGAGUAUGUUUACAUCCCGACCAAUGCCAAAGGCGAGACCAUGAACCAGCUGCGGUUCAAAUCGGCUGCCAACCUUGCGUCGGUCACGCUCUGCAUGCUGUACAUCGGAACCACUUUGGCGACAAUCUACGUUCUGAGCUGCCUGGGAUUGCUCAUCGGAACACUUCGCAAUCGGCACGAAUUUUUCAUCCCCUGGAUGGUGGUGGACUUUUUCGGAACGUUGAUCUCGGCGUCCGUAAUGAUUGCCGUUGGCUACAACAAGGUGACCUGCUACGCCAUCGGACAGUGGCAGUAUUGGGGCUUCUGCGUUGUUAUGACGGCAUUCAACAUCGUUAUCUGGAUGGUGGUGCGGAUGUUCUACAAGAAUCUGUUGCACAUGACGAAGUUGCGCGAGGUGGCCGUAGUGGCCAUUCCGUGCCCGUCGCCUGGAUCUAAGCAAAUCCCGUAUCACUUCCGCAAGGAGAAUAUGCACCUGAGCGAUGGUGGGCUGAAGCACAUUUUGUUUGACUCGAAUGAGGCAAAUUAUUUGGUUUAAAACAAGAAUGAAACAUGGAAAUGGAUCAGAGGAGGUUAAUGUGUUGGACCCAUGGUUAACAUACGAUAAAGAGUGGGAAGUUUUGUGAUAAUAUUUGGAUUUGGAUCUCGUGGAAUCAUUGGGAAUUUUGUGAUUAUGAGUGAAAAUAAUAAUGCGCAGCAUAAAGCAAAACUUCGAAACUAUUAGAGGUUUUAUGAAACUUCAUUAAUUGUGCUAUAACAAUAUAAACAAUGCAGAUUAAAUCACAACAUAAUUGACUUCUUGAAAAAUUCUUUGAAA
This is a messenger RNA of Armigeres subalbatus, 1265 nucleotides long. RefSeq lists its product as uncharacterized. Bases 252 to 986 code for a protein of 244 amino acids. The record is from RefSeq and is a predicted model, not a curated record. NCBI's taxonomy places the organism in Eukaryota, Metazoa, Arthropoda, Insecta, Diptera, Culicidae. The transcript has 4 exons.